Messenger RNA from Amblyraja radiata (thorny skate), 429 nucleotides. Its product is annotated as transcobalamin-1-like. Bases 1 to 429 code for a protein of 142 amino acids. The record is from RefSeq and is a predicted model, not a curated record. Gene Ontology annotation, molecular function: cobalamin binding. NCBI's taxonomy places the organism in Eukaryota, Metazoa, Chordata, Chondrichthyes, Rajiformes, Rajidae. The transcript is spliced from 3 exons. Gene Ontology annotation, biological process: cobalamin transport.
AUGCUCCUCAUUUACUUUCUCCUCCUCCAAUCUCUCCUCUCUCCCCCAGGUAACCUGACUCUACCCCUCACACUCCCCGCACAUAUUGAAGUCUCUCUCAAGGUCCAGGACGGAGUGAAAAAAUCGUUCUCUGACCGGACUCUGGUCCAAGUCCCCAGCGGGAGUUCCCUCCUAGAAGCGCUGGAGGAGGCAGAGAAGCUCCUACCAACGAGAUUCAGUUUUGAAUGCCAGACAUCUCUCUAUGGGCCCUUCCUCACUACCAUGCAGGGUCUACAAGCCUCCGAGAAAGGGCAAACUUACUGGAAGCUACUGAGCGGAUCCAUUCCUCUCCAGCAAGGAAUCGCUGACUACAUCGUUCGAGAUGGAGAACACAUUGUUAUAAUCCUAACCAAGCAAAGAGGUCAUGGCUGUCUCUGUAUGAAUGAAUGA